AUGGCUUCAGAAGUUGAAAAAGCGCAAACUGCGCAGAAAGGAGGCGACACACUUUUCGGCAAAAUCAUCCGAAAAGAAAUCCCCGCUAAAAUCAUUUUCGAGGAUGAUGAUGUUCUUGCCUUUCACGACGUCUCCCCUCAAGCGCCAGUUCAUUUUCUCGUUAUCCCAAAGAAAGCGAUUCCAUCAAUUGAAGACGCUUCUGAUGUGGAUGCUUCGCUGCUCGGAAAACUUUUGUUGACGGCAAAGAAUGUUGCCAAGGAGCUUCAUCUGGAUAACGGAUAUCGUUUGGUUAUCAACAAUGGCAAAGAUGGAUGUCAAUCCGUCUUUCAUCUUCACAUUCAUGUUCUCGGUGGACGUCAACUACAAUGGCCACCCGGA
Molecule: messenger RNA, 378 nt
Organism: Mesorhabditis belari
Lineage: Eukaryota; Metazoa; Nematoda; Chromadorea; Rhabditida; Rhabditidae
Source: the annotation of a GenBank genome assembly